Aricia agestis (brown argus) is the source of this 875-nucleotide messenger RNA. RefSeq lists its product as uncharacterized. The transcript has 2 exons. The record is from RefSeq and is a predicted model, not a curated record. Bases 111 to 875 code for a protein of 254 amino acids. Gene Ontology annotation, molecular function: zinc ion binding; nucleic acid binding. NCBI's taxonomy places the organism in Eukaryota, Metazoa, Arthropoda, Insecta, Lepidoptera, Lycaenidae.
GUCCACGCGUUAUCGCACACCGACGUACGCAAGGCUCGCCUACUAGUUAUCGUAACUACCUAACUAACAUUAUCGCGGGUGCUCCUGCCUGCAGGAGCACCUUAUUUGUGAUGGAGAAGAUGUCGAGUACCCCCACUAUCCAGUACGAAGACACCAAUUACUGGAUAUAUGUAUCAAACGAGUCGAUGAAAUGUUUCGUUUGUAAUACUAUGGGACACUUGGCUAAAAACUGUCCUCAAGGUAACCACAUAUUAUCUACUCCUAAAAACACUAGUGAUGUCACACUAGGACCUACCGAAAACCCCAACUAUAUUUUAGAAGAGUCUUCAAAUUCAAAAGUUCUGUCGCAGGCAGACAAUACUAAUUUACCGUCUAAAGAUUUUGAAACCAGCAAGGGUAUUAAAAGAAUCCGUUCUUCUACGACAUCAGAACCUUCUCAUUCUGAUUUAAAUCAAACCACUGACCUUGUUAUGGAAGAAAUCGUACCAUCGAGUGAUUAUACUAAUGACACCGAUAGUAAUUUUUCAUUAGAAGAAGAAAUACCUAGUAAGAAAAACCUAAAGAAGAAGAAGAAAACACUAGAUAACAGAUCGGAAGAACAGGUUUGGACGGAUAUUAAAAUUGAAAUCAAGGAAUUAGAAAAUGAAGAUGCCUUACCACACUUCCCCUUAACAUUAGACCGAUUUAGAAAACUCCUUGACGAAACGCGCAACAAACAGAAUAUACAAGAAAUUUUACAAGAUUAUACUGAAAACACCGCUGAGUUAGUUACAAUGUGCCUAUUCAUUCAUCCGAAACUUAGUAGGAAUUUAAAAAACCGAUGUUCGAGACUAACGAGAAAACUACAAGAGCUUAGUUUAAUGAAAGAUAAGUGA